Notothenia coriiceps (black rockcod) is the source of this 1570-nucleotide messenger RNA. It is a transcript of the gene olig1, whose product is annotated as oligodendrocyte transcription factor 1. Gene Ontology annotation, biological process: sensory organ development; axon development; positive regulation of transcription by RNA polymerase II. Bases 307 to 1065 code for a protein of 252 amino acids. Gene Ontology annotation, molecular function: DNA-binding transcription factor activity, RNA polymerase II-specific; protein dimerization activity; E-box binding. Gene Ontology annotation, cellular component: nucleus. NCBI's taxonomy places the organism in Eukaryota, Metazoa, Chordata, Actinopteri, Perciformes, Nototheniidae. The record is from RefSeq and is a predicted model, not a curated record. The transcript has a single exon.
CACCACACGCAGCUGUGGAAAUGAGACAAAACUGAGCUGCCACUUUAGGAAGCUCUCAUUCACUCACUUGCUCAGCCAGAAACCUCUGAAGGCAAAAGUAAAAACUUCUGGUGACUCUUCAUUGUGCUGGAUGGCAGCUGUUUUCUGCAGCAGAGGGGAGAUCAGCAGGUGGAGGAAAUGAAGGUUUGAUUUUUUUUCACUGUGUGGAUUUUUAAAGAAGAAUUUAAGUGUUUUUGCUUUGACCAUUUUUUGUUUUUCUCUCAAACUUUAUCUUUUGCUGAGGCAGUUUUUAAAGAAGACCAGACUAUGAAUGUGCUGUCAAACCCAGGGAUCAGGGGGCAGGAGCAGUCUCUCCCUCUCUGUGGCCCCCGGUCGGUCCAGGACUUACCCCACUGCCCCCCAGGGUUCAGCUCCCGCCUGAAUCCUGCCCCAAUGCUCGGCCUCCAGAGCGGACAAAGACCGCCCAAGCCUCAGAGGGAGCUGAGCCAGGAGGAGCAGCAGGACCUCAGAAGGAAGAUCAACAGCAGGGAGAGGAAACGCAUGCAGGACUUGAACAUCGCCAUGGAUUCUCUGAGGGAGGUCAUGGUGCCGUAUGCCUCCUCUCCAUCCUCUGCCUCCCCCCCUCACUCCCACCAGGCCGGGGCCCCUCCAGGCCGCAGGCUCUCCAAGAUCUCCACCCUGGUUCUGGCCAGGAACUACAUCCUCCUCCUGGGGUCGUCUCUGCAGGAGAUGCGGCGGCUGCUGGGGGAGGUGAGUGUGGGGAUGGGGGUGAACACAGGACCGGUCCCCCGGCUGCUGCUCGCUGGAGGGUGGCCCCUCAUCUCUGGCCCCAGUCAGCUCCUCCUCACCCAGGAGUCCCUCCUCACGUCAGCAGCCUCGUCCUCUUCCUCCUCGUUGGCAUCUGCUGCUAAAUGUCCCCUAAUGUCCCCAGGCCACAUGGAGGCCUCGCUGGCCCCUGUGCACUGGAGCUCUGCGGGGGCCUCCGGAGGGCCCCUGUGCCCCUGUGGAGUCUGCAGACUACCCAGAUUUAACCACUCCAAUCCGGUCCCAAGAUUUCCAAAGUGACACUUCGGGGUUGAAGUUACUAAAUGGACUUGAUGACUGUUACCAGUGUGCCACGCUUUUUUAUAUGAAUUGUUAUUUCUAACAUUUAGAAGAUGUCUGUAAUAAUUGACUGCAAUAACUCACUUUUUAAACCUGAUGGAUCCAUUCUGUAUUUGGAAGCCAGUGUCUUUUUAUGUAUAAGUUGAUAAGUAAAUGUAAUAAUGCCCGUUUUGUUUGAAUUAUAUAUAUUUAAAUACUUUUUAGGGAAGCUACUUCUAUGCUUAUUAUUGGAAAUGUGAGCUGUCAUGACUGAGUGUUUGUUGCGUUUGAUUAAAGUGAUUUGCCUUUUUUGUUGGAAAACGGUCACAAAAAUAGGGCCCUAUAACUAGAGGGGUCCCAAAUCAAUACAUUUUAUGAAAUAAAAAGUAUGACGUAUAACAGCAGUGAAAACACAUUGUUGAUUUCAGAUGAGAGAUAUUUGUGUUUCUGUCUGUGCUUAUCUCUCUGGUUUGAAGUAGGCUUGCUU